Molecule: messenger RNA, 1084 nt
Organism: Tilletiaria anomala UBC 951
Lineage: Eukaryota; Fungi; Basidiomycota; Exobasidiomycetes; Georgefischeriales; Tilletiariaceae
Exons: 2
Coding region: 86-1036 (316 amino acids)
Source: RefSeq, a predicted model, not a curated record
UAAAGAGCAAGCCAGAGAGCAGGGCUUCUGACAUUCAUAGGCUCGUGAGAAAGGAGCGUCAGCGGAGAGAGUCACAGAAAGAAAGAUGGCCGCAACGGCUGCGUCAUCCGCCGGCUCGCGGACGGCAGCGGCGUCUGAUGCUCCUGGUGCGCCUGCGUCGUGGACACAGAGUAACCCAAAGGGAAACUCAAGCCAUGAAGUAGGGACAGGAAAGAAACAGACACACGCAGCCACGGUCUCCGAUCAUCGGCUUUCUUUCGAUGACGACGACGACGACGACGACGAUAUAGAUUCGCGGUAUGCGAUCGACUCGUAUCAGGCAGGUUCUUCUGCGCCUGCAUCAUCUUCAACUACAGCCGCAACUGCAAGAGGCGGCCCAGUGGUUUUCGACGCGAACGCAGCAGAGCAGUCCUUUGGGAGUGAUAGUAUGCAGCAGCAGAAGCAGGGCCCAAGCUUCGCAUCGGGGCCAGGGCGGCCCUCAGGAACCUUUGCGCACAGUGCCCAGCAGCACUUGCAGCAUGCCGCGCAGCAGCAGGGAAUCGGGCGCAGCGCAAGCUACCAGAGUCCUCUACCGGCGUGGGGUUCAGCAGCUCUUGCGCGUAAUGCUGCUGCGGGAGGUGGCGGGGCAGCAGGGUCAAUACAAUCAUCGCAACUGGCAUCUUCUGGUGCUGGCAUCAUCCCAGACCACCAUAGCUACGCGACAAGUCAAGGGUGGAGCAUCAGCAACCUCUCCAUGGCUGCGUGGGCGUUCCCGCCCUUCACUUCCGUCGCGAUACUCAUAUGGGAGACGGAAAAUGACCUUGCCCGCUUCCACGCCUACCAGUCCGGCAUCUGCGGUGUUGCUCUCAUCCUGCUUCUCUGGGUCUUGCGCAGCUGGCUCGGGUGGUACAGUCUAUCGAUUAUCGUCGGCAUGGGCGCCGUAGGCUGGUUCUGGGUGUGCGGGUCAGCAGCAGCGGCCAACGCGCCGAUGCUCGAGCGGGUGCCGUACGUGGCGUACGCAGGCCCUCUCGCCGAGCAGUGGGUUGGCGACGAGUGAUGUACAUUGACCCAUACGCAUAUACACACGCACCCAUGACAUGAGUGA